This is a messenger RNA of Ichthyophthirius multifiliis, 951 nucleotides long. Its product is annotated as protein kinase domain protein. Gene Ontology annotation, biological process: protein phosphorylation. Gene Ontology annotation, molecular function: protein kinase activity; ATP binding. The transcript is spliced from 4 exons. Lineage: Eukaryota; Ciliophora; Oligohymenophorea; Hymenostomatida. The record is from RefSeq and is a predicted model, not a curated record.
AUGUCAUAACUUUCACAUUUUAAAAUAAUAAAACCUUUAGGUGAAGGUACAUUCGGUACUGUAUAUUUAGUAAAUAGAAUCUAAGAUUAGAAGUAAUAUGCAAUGAAAAAAGUAAAAAUGAUGUGUUUAUCAACUCGUGAAUAAGAAAAUGCUUUAAACGAAGUCCGAAUAUUAGCCUCUUUAAAAUCCGAAAAUAUAAUAAGAUAUAAAAAUGCUUUUAUAGACAAUCCUACCUAAACGCUUUGUAUAAUAAUGGAAUUCGCAACAAAAGGUGAUUUAUAAAAGCAAAUUAGUGAACAUAUGAAAAGGAAUGAUUAUUUUGACGAAAAAUCAAUAUGGAAAUAUGCUUCUGAUAUUUUAAAAGGUUUAAAAAUACUCCAUAGUUCUAAAAUUUUACAUAGAGAUUUAAAAUGUGCUAAUAUCUUCAUUUCUAACUCGGAUUCUUUAAAACUUGGUGAUUUAAAUGUUUCAAAAGUAUAAAAAAGAGAUUUUGCAUAUACGUAAACAGGUACUCCAUAUUAUACAGCCCCUGAAGUUUGGAAAAAUAAACCAUAUGAUAGUAAAUGCGAUAUAUGGUCUUUUGGAUGUGUUUUGUAUGAAAUUUCUACUUUUGAACCGCCUUUUAAAGGAAUUUCAAUAGAAGAUCUUUAUAAAAAAAUAGUUAAAGGAGCUUUUAUACCCAUAAAUAGUUAAAAGUAUUCUAGUGAAUUAUAAAAUUUCAUAUCAGUUUGUUUAAAAGUGGACCCAAAGUAAAGAGAAAAUGUUGAUAAUUUACUUAAAAAUAAAAAUAUUGCUAAAUAUAUGAAUAUAGAAGAUACUAAAGAUUUUGUAACUUAAAGUCCAGGAGGUCAUUGUUAAAUUAAAAUAGGAGGAGAUUAUAAUUAUUUUUAAGAUAAAGAAAUUUAAUAAAACUAAUUUCAAAUUAUGAUUUACGGUUCUUAUAGUGACUGA